UAAUAUGACUACGAGCCAUACUCCUGAACCAAAAGAAGUAGAAGACUAUCAGGAAGACGGAGAAAUACUGGACGAUGAUGAUGAUGUACCAACGGAAAUUCCAAAUAUAACUUCUGAAUUUUUGGUGAAUUAUCCCUCAUCGGAAGACGAAAAAUCUCCUGAAGACGUUAUCAAAGCCUACAAGAGGAAAAUUGAAAAUCAAAAGAAUGUGGAAAACGAGGAAUCUGUAAUCCCCGCUAUUGAUCCAAAAUUAUGUAAAGUUUGUUUGAAAAACGAGCACAAGUACAAAUGCCCAAGAUGUGAAAUGCGGACAUGUUCACUGGAUUGUUCAAAGAAGCACAAAGCGGAUAAUAAUUGUGAUGGAGUACGGCAAGCGUUUACCAAGGUAGAUAAAUUGUCUCAAUAUGAUCCACAAAAGUCAAUUGAUGAUCAGAAAUUCAUGCACCUGAUGAAAGAGAAAGUUGGGUUAGGAGCUGAACCAGUUGGUGGUGUCGGUAAUGAUGUGAAUAGUUCGGAUGGAGAAGAGAAACCAGUUGAUCCGAAUGCACUUCGAUAUACAACCAACUCUCCCACCGAGAGAUAUCUUCUCAACGCGGCUCGAUUCCGUCAUAUUUGGUUAGGAUUUGUUGGCGAACAAGAAAAUGAGAGCAGACACGAGCAACAUUCUGAUACUAUUUUUUGGACUUUGAAACUAUCAUUCAAAAAACAAACCGCGGACGGAGGUAUAGAAGUAUUCGAAAAGAUAGUUAACAAUAUUCCUGAAACAAUUCGAGUAGCAACAGUUUUGAAGCAAUUCUUCAAACCCCGCCAAUAUGGAUGCAUUGUCUCUGAAAGCGACCUCGACGUUGAGAAGCUCAAGCCGUUUAUUGAUCGCGGAAUUGACGAUGUCAACGUUUAUAUGGAAGUUCACGCAAAUCCAGAACGAUACUACGGAAUUAUUACUGAUAGCACCAUUCUUGAAAUGACAAGAACUCGAGUCGUUGCAGAUUUUCCAAAAUUAGUAAUUACUAUGAAGGACGAAUUUAUUGAAAGUAUGCAGUUAUUGUCUAUGGAAGAACUUGCUGAGAUUCAAACCAAAUACGGAGGUGUAGGAAAUCAAAGAUUCGGAGGCGGCGGUAGAGGACGUGGUGGUAGAGGCUUUCAUCGCGGAGGCGCCAAUCGAGGUGGAGGAGGCUCGAAUCAUAAUAUCUUCAGAAAAAGACCAGGACAAGAUGGAGGUCAAGACGGUGGUUUCAAGCGUGGACGCGGCGGAAAUUUCCACGGAGGAAGCCGAAGAGGUGGAUAUCAGAACCGCACCCAUCAGAAUAUCGAUACCUUCGACCCAUUCGAGCCCUUCUCCGGACCAAAUCGACUUCCUAUGGAGUACAAUUGAUUUGUUUUUUUUGUUGAAAUAUUUGGUACAUUUUGUUGAAUUUUAUUCGUUUUUAUCCAUUUUUUGUACAACGUUGUUACACUUGUUAUUUCUACAUUUUUCAAUUUUUUUUUUAUAAAACAUGAAUGUUAG
Messenger RNA from Caenorhabditis elegans, 1504 nucleotides. RefSeq names its product Box C/D snoRNA protein 1 (gene zhit-3). Gene Ontology annotation, molecular function: zinc ion binding. Bases 5 to 1372 code for a protein of 455 amino acids. The record is from RefSeq and is marked reviewed. The transcript has 5 exons. Lineage: Eukaryota; Metazoa; Nematoda; Chromadorea; Rhabditida; Rhabditidae.